AAAAUGUUUGUUAAACAUCAUUGCUGACUGAGACUCGGUCAAUGUAAGCCUGACACAUCGGAGUCGUUCACUGAAGGUGGGAUUGUGGAGUUUUCGUCACAAUGCGCUUGUCGAAAGCUCUGAUAGAAAUGGAUUUGCCAGAUUACACCGCUGCCUUGGAUCCUGCUUAUACAACUCUGGAGUUUGAGAGCAUGCAAGUGCUGGCAAUGGGUAAUGAGACAUCUCCAUCUGAAGUCACCAACAUGAACGUGUCCAACAGCCUCGGUGUUGGUGCUCUUUGCGCGAUCUGCGGUGACCGAGCUACAGGGAAGCAUUACGGAGCUUCCAGCUGUGACGGCUGCAAGGGCUUCUUCCGACGAAGUGUCCGAAAAAACCACAUGUACACUUGCAGGUUUAACAGACAAUGCAUUGUAGACAAGGACAAACGGAACCAAUGUAGAUACUGCAGAUUAAAAAAGUGCUUUCGUGCAGGGAUGAAAAAGGAAGCUGUGCAGAAUGAAAGAGACAGAAUAAGCACGAGAAGGUCAAGCUACGACGACAACAGCCUGCCUUCAAUAAACGCACUCAUACAAGCAGAGGUUCUAUCUCGACAGAUUUCUUCGCCUGCAUCAGUUAUAAACAGUGACAUCCGAUCUAAGAAGAUUGCAGUGAUAAGUGACGUGUGUGAGUCUAUGAAACAGCAACUGUUGGUGCUGGUGGAGUGGGCCAAAUACAUCCCAGCUUUCUGUGAGCUUGCGCUGGAUGACCAGGUUGCUUUAUUACGAGCCCACGCUGGGGAACAUUUACUACUUGGAGCUGCAAAGCGUUCUAUGAUGUACAAAGAUGUUCUGCUCUUAGGGAACGACUACAUCAUUCCACGCAAUUGCCCAGAGCUGGAAAUAAACCGUGUGGCAACUAGAAUUCUCGACGAACUAGUCCAGACGUUUCAGGAGAUCCAGAUAGAUGACAACGAAUAUGCUUGUUUAAAGGCCAUUGUUUUCUUUGAUCCAGAUGCCAAGGGUCUCAGUAACCCAGCCAAGAUCAAGCGCAUGCGGUUCCAGGUACAGGUCAGCUUGGAGGACUAUAUCAAUGACAGACAAUAUGACUCCCGAGGACGAUUUGGAGAGUUGCUGCUAUUGCUGCCCACUCUACAGAGUAUCACCUGGCAAAUGAUCGAGCAGAUCCAGUUUGUCAAACUCUUUGGAAUGGCUAAAAUUGACAACCUGCUUCAAGAGAUGCUUCUGGGAGGUACAGCAAACGAGACACCACAUACACACCACUCACUACAUCCUCACCUGGUCCAGGAACAUCUAGCAAGUAACGUAAUAGUGACCAGCACAAUGCCGGCCCCUGUGCACAAUGGGCAGAUCUCGACACCGGAAACACCUUUGCCAUCUCCUCCCGGAGGUUCAGCUUCAGAGCCGUACAAACUGGUAUCAGGUUCUCUCCCAUCAGUAUCAAAACCACCAGUGCCCAUUCCGAAACAGGAAAUUAUUUAACAUCUCGCCUGCACUGGUGGGAAACAUCGAAAGGCAAAAUUAAGAAAUAAAUAACUCUGUAGAUUUUCUACACCAAGAGGACUGCUCGAUGAGAAUGUUAUUUCAAUGAGGACAAUGUUCUAUUUUUACUCGAUGAAGCAAUUAAAUCCAACAUUAAGCAAAGGUAGAUGUUUAACUGGCUGUCAGAUAUAUAUUGUAUCCCUGUGUAUUCAAAAGACUAAUGUGGAAACAUUGGCUCGAUUCAUUCAAUUAUUUAGGAUUCCACAUGUGUAUUGCCAACUAUUUCUUGCUUCUUAAGGGUUGAUUUUAACUCUGUCCACCAAGUGGAUAAAGUGGAGCAGACUUUCGAUGAAUUAUAAAUUUAAAUAAUAUUAUUAAUGGCAUAGUGUUCACCCCAAGUUCCUAAUGUUCCAGCCAUACGUAGGCUGACCUAGAACAGUGUGGAUUAGUGUUCAUUUGAAGGCAGAUGAGGGCAUCAUAUUCAAAGAUCAUGGACUGAAUGCUAAUUUAACUGACAACUUAAGAGUGCAAUGGGCAGUGAGGUAGCUUGGAUGAGACAGGUUUCAAAAUUGAACCUCUUUGGUGCAGCAGUAGAUUUGAUGCCUCACAGUGCCAGCUACCCGGGUUCGAUCCUGACUACAGGUGCUGUCUGUACGCAGUUUGCACAUUCUCCCUGUGACCGCGUGGGGUAUCUCCGGGUGCUCCGGUUUCUUCCCACAGUCCAAAGACGUACAGGUUUGUAGGUAAAUUGGCUUCUGUAAAUUGUGCCUGGUGUGUGGGCUAGAGCUAGUGCACGGGUGAUCGAUGCUCAGCUUGGACUCGGUGAGAUGAAGGGCCUGUUUCCAUGCUGUAGCUGUGAACUAAACUAAACCCUCCUACACUUUGCCAACCCAGCUCAGUGUCCAUACCUUCAAUUAUCACCAACCCUGAAUCAUUUCCCCAGACCCCUCUCUUGCUGGUCUCAGCUGUCAGCUCAGUCCUCACUUCCACUGGUCUUUGACAUAGCUCAGUCCUGAAAUAUUCUUUCGAGAACUUGGUGGUUCAAAGCCUAACCUGCUGAUGGAGCACCCUUCCACAUUCAUCGAACCCCGUAUAACAUCUCCUGCGCUCCACCCACAGUCCAGGCUAAAAUCAUCCUUUUACUUUUACAAUUGAACGUGAUUGUACAAAUUCAAGUUGUAGUAUUGUAUGUGGUAAUCACGACGCCUAGAACUUGAACUAAAAACAGCGAAAAUGCUGGAAAUACUCAACAGGCCAAGCAACCAGCGUCUGUGAAGAGAGAAAUAUUGUUGACAUUCCAAAUCGAUGAGUUUUCAUCAGAACAAAAAGAAGGAAAAGUCGGGAACAAACGAUUUACAUGUUGGAGAAAAGGGGGAGAAAUAGAGAAAACAUUGGUUAUUAUUGUCACAUUCACCAAGAUGCAGUGAAAAGCUUUUGUUUGCCUGCUAUCCAUUUCAAUGAGAUAAUAAUGUACAUCCUAUACAACCAAGUCAAAUACAAGUAAAUGUGUACACAUAGACAUA
Messenger RNA from Amblyraja radiata (thorny skate), 3001 nucleotides. It is a transcript of the gene hnf4a, whose product is annotated as hepatocyte nuclear factor 4, alpha. Gene Ontology annotation, cellular component: nucleus. NCBI's taxonomy places the organism in Eukaryota, Metazoa, Chordata, Chondrichthyes, Rajiformes, Rajidae. Gene Ontology annotation, molecular function: nuclear steroid receptor activity; zinc ion binding; RNA polymerase II cis-regulatory region sequence-specific DNA binding. Bases 102 to 1478 code for a protein of 458 amino acids. The record is from RefSeq and is a predicted model, not a curated record. Gene Ontology annotation, biological process: regulation of DNA-templated transcription. The transcript is spliced from 10 exons.